This is a messenger RNA of Alosa sapidissima (American shad), 3243 nucleotides long. RefSeq names its product DIS3 like 3'-5' exoribonuclease 2 (gene dis3l2). Lineage: Eukaryota; Metazoa; Chordata; Actinopteri; Clupeiformes; Clupeidae. Gene Ontology annotation, molecular function: 3'-5'-RNA exonuclease activity; RNA binding. The transcript is spliced from 22 exons. Gene Ontology annotation, cellular component: P-body; exosome (RNase complex). The record is from RefSeq and is a predicted model, not a curated record. The coding region runs from base 99 to 3224 and encodes 1041 amino acids. Gene Ontology annotation, biological process: miRNA catabolic process.
CCUCUCCCCCGGAAGAGCAGGUUUGUUAUCGAGAGCUGCGCUACAAACUGAAAUACAAGUUGGCGUUAGUCAUCGACCAGGUUUUAUAAGCGAAUAUAAUGGAAUCUAUGAAAGGGAGAUCCUCCGCGCGCUCCCGAGAAGCGAAACGCGAUCAACAUCCCAUACCGUCUCAAAAAGAUGCCUAUGCCAGGCUGCUCAGUCAACACCAAAGCAUCAAAUUCCGAUCUUACCUGGAACAGUUUUCUCAGCCAACAUCACUGAUACACGAUGAUGAGACCGGUCCGCAACAUCCACCCGCGUGCUUUCCAGGUGAUAAAAACAGGAGGACACGAGGACCACCUUUUAUUGAGUGUGCAGAUUCAAGUGACACCUCAGUACGUCAGAACAAAAAGGGAAAAUGUUUGGAGAAAUCUAUCAGACAAGAGCAGUCCCCUGUAGACAGAAAGCAUAACCACGAAAACUGGAGAGAUGCGAUGUCCAAUCUAGAUGGAAUCGUAGAUUUAGAUGAAGGCAAUCACCAAGGGAGCAAGCAGAAAGGUGAAGUCUUGAAUCACAAAGGAAGCUCACAGAGGCAUAAUACAGAGGAAGACACAGCUUUGGGCUCAAAAUGUAACUCUCAGCAGCCUCUUGAAAAUGACGCAAAGACCAGAAAGGACCAGAGCAAGAAAAAGGCAAAGAAAAAGAGUGCCUCUAAGGCUAAUGCAGAGAAUAAGCUGGAUGCAGCUCUCGGUUCAGAGAAUGAUUGGGGGUGUGAAGCAAACAUUACAACCCCUCUUAAAAACCAGAAACCACAAGGGUCAAAUAUGUGUUCUAAUGAAAAAGCUAAAAAGACUAGGGGAGGAAGAGGAUCAAAAAAGAGGGUUUUCGAAGAAUACAUGAGUGUUCAUGAUGUUUCAUCUGGCUUGAAAAGAGGAGAACUCAUUCAGGGGUCACUAAGAAUCAACCCUAGAAAAUUCCAAGAGGCAUUUGUUCCAUCUCCAGAUGGCACAGCAGAUAUAUUUCUGGAUGGAGUUGUGUCUCGCAACAGGGCACUGACUGGAGAUGUGGUAGUGGUGCAGGUUCUCCCCCCUGAACAGUGGAAGGUGUUAAAGUCAGAAGCAGAUGUUGAAGGACUGAAUACUUCCCAAAGUGCUCUUGGACAGACACCAUUGAAGCUCAAAACAACAGAGCCCUCCCCCACCCCUGAUGUCAUUGUAGAAGCUCAGUACAGUGGUGAUGAAGACGGUUUGGCUCAGGGUGUUCGUAACAUCAGUCUUCAAGGAAAAGCUCCAGAUACCCCACAAAAAGCUGACCAUGACUGUAACUCACGGGCCUCUACUGAGCGAGUGCUUCAGAGGACAGGGAAGGUGGUUUACAUCGUGGAGCAGAAACACUCUCGGGCAGCGUCAGGCUUCAUCAAGUUUCUCCCGGAUAAGAACUUUGCCAUGUUCGCCCCUGUGGACCAUCGUGUCCCACGAGUGAACGUUCCGCUUGCGGACUGUCCGGCAGACUUCGUGUCCCGUCCAGGGGACUAUGCAAACACGCUGUUUGUCUGUCGGAUCACUCACUGGCCAGCAGAUAACAACUUUGCUGAGGGGCGCCUCGCCAAGACCCUGGGUCAGGCGGGAGAGAUCGAGCCAGAGACAGAGGGCAUCCUCAUGGAGUAUGACGUGGACUUCUCAGAGUUCUCCGAUGACGUCCUGGCCUGUCUGCCCCAGGCUCUACCAUGGACCAUCCCACCUGAGGAGAUUGCCAGGAGGCGAGAUUUAAGAAAAGAAUGCAUUUUCACAAUUGACCCAGCUACUGCCAGAGAUUUAGACGAUGCCUUGUCCUGCAAGCAGCUACCCGAUGGGAACUUUGAGGUUGGAGUUCAUAUUGCAGAUGUCAGUUAUUUUGUUGAAGAGGGAAAUGCACUGGAUUUUAUUGCCAGUAGAAGAGCUACGAGUGUUUAUUUGGUUCAGAAGGUGAUUCCUAUGUUGCCACGUCUUCUAUGUGAGGAGCUGUGUAGCCUUAACCCCCUGACGGAUCGACUCACUUUCUCUGUCAUAUGGAAGCUUUCUCCUGAGGGCAAGAUCUUGAGCGAGUGGUUCGGUCGCUCUGUGAUCCGCUCCUGCAUCAAGCUGAGCUACGACCACGCCCAGAGCAUGAUCGACGCCCCGGACAAGCUCUUCACCGUUGAGGAGCUUCCACCCUGCGACCCGGAGCACCCCAUCGACGAGAUCCACCAGGCCGUGCUGAACCUGCACGCAAUCGCCAAGCGGCUGAGAGCGCAGCGCUUUGAAGGAGGGGCUCUGCGGCUCGAUCAGCUAAAACUGGCCUUCACUCUGGACCGAGAGUCUGGGAUGCCCCAGGGCUGUUACAUCUACCAGUACAGGGACAGCAACAAGCUGGUGGAGGAGUUCAUGCUCUUGGCCAACAUGGCCACUGCCCACCAGCUGUACCGCACCUUCCCUGAGCUGGCCCUCCUCCGACGGCACCCUCCCCCCCAGACCAAGAUGAUCGACGACCUGCAGGAGUUCUGUGACCAGAUGGGUCUGAACAUCGACUUCUCCUCGGCUGGAGCCCUGCACAAUAGUCUGCACGAGACCCUGGGCAACGACGAGUACACCAGCGCCAGGAAAGAAGUCCUCACAAAUAUGUGCUCCAGACCUAUGCAGAUGGCGGUGUAUUUUUGCACGGGCGUGCUGAAGGACGAGACCCUCUUUCGCCACUACGCGCUGAAUGUGCCCUUGUACACUCACUUCACAUCGCCCAUCAGACGCUACGCUGAUGUCAUUGUCCAUCGGCUUCUAGCGGCAUCUAUCGGGGCAGGCUCUCGUCUGGGUCUCACUGGAGAGGAGGUUCACAAACAGGCAACUCACUGCAACGACAAGAAGACUGCCUCAAAGAGGGUUCAGGAGCUAAGCAGCGAGCUCUUCUUCAGUGUCUUUGUUAAGGAGAGUGGUCCUUUGGAGUCUGAGGCCAUGGUGAUGGGAAUGCUUGACCAGUCCUUUGAUGUGCUGGUUCUUCGUUAUGGGGUGCAGAAAAGGAUCUACUGCAAUGCUCUAGAGGGCCUUGAGAGCCAUCACUACAGAAAGGUGGGGAAGCGCCCGGAGAUGACCUUGGUGUGGGCAGCAGAGGACCCGACGAAGGGCCCCAUACGACAGGAGCUCUCUGUAUUCACACUGAUCGACGUUCAGCUGAGGGCGGACAAAGUGCCAACGAAAUACAGUGCUGUGACGAAGAGACCCGAGCAAGCCCCAUGAGACACACACACACACACAC